This is a messenger RNA of Oreochromis aureus, 5292 nucleotides long. Its product is annotated as low-density lipoprotein receptor-related protein 8-like. The transcript is spliced from 18 exons. Gene Ontology annotation, molecular function: protein binding; calcium ion binding. Lineage: Eukaryota; Metazoa; Chordata; Actinopteri; Cichliformes; Cichlidae. The record is from RefSeq and is a predicted model, not a curated record. The coding region runs from base 160 to 3114 and encodes 984 amino acids.
CCCCGCGGGCUGUCGUCACGCGCCGGGUAGCCAGUGAGGCGGAGGGAGGGGGUGUUUCACACGGCGGAGAGGCAGGCAGCGGCGUCGCAGCGCUACAACAAGAGCGGCUUUUGGGCUUUGUUUCGUGGAUGUGAAUGAGCUCCAUCACCUCCUCCAGAAAUGUGGACGGAUUUAAGGAUAUUGCUACUUUUUAAUUUGUUCGUCCUCAGGCUUCAUUUCACAAAAGCCACGGAUGAGUGUGAGGAUGGACAGUUUCAGUGCAACAACAAAAGGUGUAUACCGACCAUCUGGAGGUGUGACGACGAUGACGACUGCUCAGACAACAGUGAUGAAGAAAACUGUCCCAGGAAAACAUGUGCCCCAGCAGAGUUUGCUUGUUUGAAUGGGCAGUGUGUCCCAGGACGCUGGCGCUGUGACGGGGAACCAGAGUGUCCGGAUGGGUCCGAUGAGGCAGAGGAGACUUGCAGCAAACAGACGUGCCCUCCAGAGAAAUUUGACUGUGGGGGAUCAACUAACAAGUGUGUCUCGUUGUCAUGGAGAUGUGAUGGGGAGAAAGACUGCGAGAAUGGCGCUGACGAGGAGGACUGUGCGUCUGAUGCCAAGGCCUGUCCCAGCGGUGAGUUCAUGUGUGCCAACCGCAAAUGUUUAGCCACCGUCUACGUGUGCGAUGGCGAUGAUGACUGCGGCGAUGGCAGCGAUGAGCUGAAGUGCACCUCUCCUCUGACUUGUGGGCCCAACCACCUCCGCUGUAACACCUCAGAGUGCGUGCCGCUCAUGUGGAGCUGUGAUGGCGACCCUGACUGCUCCGACAGUUCAGACGAGGGGCCCGAGCGCUGCGGAGGUGAUGGAGCCCCAUACCUGCCCAACCGCCGAGCCAACUGCACCAGUGGGGAGUUUCGCUGUGCCAAUGGCGAGUGUGUGCGACUGACCUGGAAGUGCGAUGGAGAUCCUGACUGCAAAGACAAAUCUGAUGAGUCAGACUGCCCUCUGUUGACGUGUCGUCCUGAUGAAUUCCAGUGCGGUGAUGGUUCCUGCAUCCACGGCACCAAGCAGUGUAACAAGGUCCAUGACUGUCCUGACCACAGCGAUGAAUCUGGAUGCGUUAACGCCACCAAAUGUGAAGGACCCCUCAAGUUUCUAUGCAAGAAUGGGGAAUGUAUUGACAGCUCCAAGGUGUGUGACUCAGUGAAGGACUGCAAGGACCGAUCAGAUGAGCCCAAAAAAGAAUGCGGACUGAAUGAGUGUAUGAUCAAUAAUGGCGGGUGCUCCCAUGUCUGCAUGGACCGACCAAUUGGCUUUGAGUGUCAGUGCCCUACCGGCUACCGGCUGCUAGACAAAAAGACUUGUGGAGAUAUUGAUGAGUGUGAGAACCCGGAUGCCUGUAGCCAGAUCUGCAUAAACUACAAAGGGGAUUUUAAAUGCGAGUGCUACGAAGGAUACGAGAUGGACCCGGUCACUAAGACCUGCAAAGCAGAAGGUAAAAGCCCUUACCUACUGUUCACCAACCGACAUGAGAUCCGACGCAUUGACUUAGUGAAGAGGGACUACAGUCAGGUGGUAUCCACACAGAAGAACGCUGUGGCUCUGGAUCUGGAUGUGGCAAACAACCGUGUUUUCUGGUGUGAUCGAUUUCACCGGAAAAUCUACAGUGCCUUCAUCCACGAGGCCAGUGACCCCUCCCAGCAGGUGCCACUGGUAGAAUCAUCUCUGCAGACCCCUGUAGGACUGGCUGUGGACUGGCUCCAACACAACCUGUACUGGACCGACUCAGGGGACAAAUCCAUCUCCGUGGCCUCAGUGGACGGCACCAAAAGACGUGUCCUCGUCAGCACUGACCUGAGUGAACCCCGAGCCAUAGCACUGGAUCCCCACCAUGGCUUUAUGUACUGGUCAGACUGGGGCACGCGAGCCAAAAUAGAGAAGGCCGGUAUGAAUGGAGUGGACCGACAGGUGCUGGUGGCUGAUAACAUUGAGUGGCCCAACGGCAUCACACUGGAUGUGGCCAACCGCCGUCUGUACUGGGUGGAUUCCAAACUGCACCUCAUAGCCAGCGUGGACCUGAACGGAGCUCACCGCAGGACGCAUAUGUCGUCCGCGGAGAGACUGGGGCACCCGUAUGCCCUGGCUGUUUUUGAGGAUCGUAUUUACUGGACAGACAGAGACAAAGCAGCAGUCUUCAUGGCCAACAGGCUGACUGGAGAAGACAUCCAUGCCCUUGCUGAAAACCUUAAUGACCCCCAUGACAUUGUGGUCUUCCACCAGCUUCGACAGCCACAAGGCCCAGACAGCUGUAAUCUGGGCAGCGUAGCCAAUGGAGGUUGUGAGUACUUGUGUCUUAAGGCUCCACAGAUCACUGAACACUCCCCCAAAUACACCUGCGCCUGCCCCGAUGGACAGGACCUGGGGCCUGACAUGAGAGGCUGUGUGCCAGCAGCGCCAAGAGAUGACAUGACAGCAACAUCUUCACCCCCCACUGAAUUUACUCCGGGCACUGGAGCGACAGAGGGAACAGGAGGAGUGUCACAGGCGGAUGCAAUCCCCCGCUUGACCACAGCUCCAUCUGGCUCCCCCGAGCCUCUCACAACCCUCAGCACACUCAAGCCUUUGUCCUCGCAGGAAUCGAAGGCGUUGGGCUCCCACUCCACUGCCACUACUAUGAUUCUCUCCACCACACCUGCAGGAGACAGCAGCGUCUCACAACACUCUGGAAGCGAGCAUUUCCUCCUGGGUGAGAACCUCACUGUGGCUGUUUUGGGAGUGGUCAUCCCCAUCGUUCCUAUCGUUGCCACAGUGGUGUUCGGCCUGGUCUGCACCGCGGUCUACCUGGUGUGGCGCAACUGGCGGCGCAACUCCACCAAGAGCAUGAACUUCGACAAUCCCGUCUACCGCAAAACCACCGGCGAGGGCGAGGAGGACGAGAUCCACAUCGGGCGGACGGACGCCAUGGGACACCACGCGCACCACCACCCGUACCCUCAGGGCGUCGGCAUGGGAGUCGUGGCAGCGGGAGGGGGCACCUGCCCGCAGUUCAUUGCCCUGCCUCUCGGGGGCAGCAUGCCAGAUCCCGGGACUCACUGGUACACAGAGCAGCCCAUGCUCUCCACUGCAAAGUGACCUGCAAACAGGAGGCAACUCCUGGAAAAGAUGGCCGCUCAAGGCACACGCACACACAGUGAGGUCAGAGGUGACUUGGACUGAGUUUGCUGAGGGAAUGAACAACAUAUCAUCAAGUGUUACAUGCAGUCAUUCCCAGCCAUAUCCUAUGCCAGUUCCCAUUUGAAAACCACCAGUAAGACAAACAGGACUCUUAAAAAAUAGUUUCAUACCUUUUUUCUGUGAGAUGAGUCUCAUUUUUCUUCAGUGAACGCUGAGAUUUAAUCACAGAAUUAUAAAUGUGUGCUAACGUGUUUCUGACUUUGACCUCAGCUGGAAUAAUGGAGUUAGAGUGGUUCCUCUUUUGCAUUGAGUGAGGCUUGUGCUGUGUGUCUUAUAUUUUGUGACAGGGGCUAGUGAGAGACUCUUUGUCAUCCUUGAUGUAUUAAUUUGGGCUUGGUGUUAUUCCCGGUGGGCCCGCAGUGCCCUGGGAACGCUAUUAGCGAAGGAGGAGCUGUGAAACUGGGACAGCCCGUGCGUUGAUGGGACAAUCUGUACAGAUUCAUGUUAGAGCCAAUCACAUUGUUGUUGCUGGACUUGUCUUGUGUAGGUAACAUUUGUGUGGGUUUCUUUGAAGAUUUUUUUCCCAUUUUGCGAUUGAUUUUUAAAGGUUACUAACUACAUUUUGUGCUUUCUCUCUGGUUCAGAGGAAGGCCUUUCAGGGUGAGUUGUCUAACAUUUCAAGGUGUAGUUGAACACAGUUGAUUUGAGAGGUUAUGUAUUUAUCUGACCUUCAACACCCCUGAGGUUUAGUUAAAGAGCAGCAGGUUUGCAGACUGAGGGAAGAAAAAAAUGAGACAAAGAGUAUUCAGCUUGUUUUCUUAGAGCAGGGAGAGUUAGAGGGGAGUGGGUUUUACACAGAAGUUCUGUCUUCAUUAUUGUGGCUUGUUUAGAUGUUAAAUGGUUUGAGAAAAGCAAUAGGCGGCAGCUUUAGGCAGCUGCGGCGUUAUGUGGUUGACAAAAUUCCUCGAGUGUUAAUAAUUUUAUUUGAUCACCUGCUUUUGACUGUGACAAAUGUGCACAGAAAUACACAUGGGGUGCAGUGAUAGCAAAUUCACGCUGUUCUCCAGAGGACGGAGACAGUGUGCACUUGCCGAGCGUAAACACAAACAGCAUGCAUAAUUGCUCACCAACUGACAAUGCAGCCAUUCAUUGUUUCAGGCAAGAUACACACACGCGCACACUUGCACGCGCGCACACAGUCUCCACUUUCUGCAAUGGCCAAUAUCUGAGUGGACAGUUUUGGAUAGCGCCGUGCGGGAGGGCCCGGCCGGUGGCUGCAUGUCUAGAAAGACCUGUCAUGUGAUGUAACCGCAGAAACCGAAAGUCAGGGGGUGAUGUAAUGAGGGUGAUACCAACUUGUCGUGUCAGUAAACAUGCUUCAUACUGGUCCCCCCCUCCCCACAUCUUUAACACAUAUACGCCACUUACAAACCUUAAAAGUCUAGUUGUGUGUAUGUGUGUGUGUGUGUGUUCAUAAAUAUGCAUGUGUGCUAAUGUUCAUCCCACAGCCAUAUCUGAACUGUUUUGUAUGCUCUUUGUUGCACAACCCUCUUAGAAUGCCUUCUGUAUUGUGUACUGCAUGGAAGAAAACAGUGCGUGGAAACAGGUGUGUUAGUGUGUAUGUGAGCGAGUGUGUGACCGUGGAAGAGCUGCGAGGGUGCUUUUUGAUUCAUUGGUUUGUAAAUAUGUUUUCAUAAAGUUUUUGAUAAUGUAUUAUAUAAUUAUGUAAAAGAGAAGCUGUACAUAAGAUUUUAGAUAAAGUGUUGACAGGUAUAUUAAUUUAUUUGUAUAAAGGAGAGCACUGCAUUCCCUGAUUGUAAAAAAAAUCCAAAUGAUCCACCAAAGUGGUUUGUGUUGUUUCUUGCUGUGCAUCAUUUCGCAUCCUCUUUUUUCUGUGCAAAAUUUCUUUUGUUGUUAACCCUCACAAAACGUGGAGACCUUUCCCCCAAAACACCUGCAUCUUUGCAACAUUUCCCAACCUCGGUGUCAAUGAGAUGAUUGAGUUUUGUUUAUUUGUGCCUUUUUUUUGUUUGUUUUUUUAAUUCUUGCGUUUCCAUGAAAUAGACAGGGAUCAGCCAUCUACUGUACAUGCAAUGAUGAACUGUGUUAAGACCAAACUGAUUCCACUUUUUUGAU